CCGCCCCCGCCCCCGACCCGCCCCGAACCCUCACCCGCCGCACCCCCUCCUCCCGGCCGGCGCGGCGCCGCGGCUAGGCCGAGGCGGAGGGCGGCGAGAUGUGGGUCUUCUACCUGAUAUCGCUGCCCCUGACGCUGGGCAUGGUCGUCGUCACGCUGCGCUACUUCGCCGGCCCCGGCGUGCCGCGCUACGUCCAGGCCACCGUCGGCUACGCCUGGUUCUGCUCCCUCUCCGUCAUCAUCAUCGUCCCCGCCGACAUCUGGACGACAUUAACUGGCUUUGAUAAAGGUGGAAUUGGCUUCUUUUGGGGCUGGUCUUAUUGGAGCACAUUUAUCCUAACAUGGGCUGUAGUUCCUACUAUUCAAGGCUAUGAAGAUGCUGGAGAUUUCACUGUUAGAGAAAGGCUAAAAACUAGUAUUCACAUGAACCUGCUCUUUUAUUCAAUUGUGGGAGCUAUUGGCCUCUUUGGACUCAUACUGCUUUUAGUCAUGCAUAGAGCUUGGGAUGGAGGUCUUGUGGGCUUUUUAAUGGCUUGCUCAAAUACCUUUGGACUGGUGACUGGUGCUUUUCUUCUUGGUUUUGGAUUGAGUGAAAUUCCAAGAAACAUUUGGAAAAACGCAGACUGGACUCACCGCCAAAAAGUACUUUCUCAUAGAGUUGCCAAGAUGGCCGUGAAGCUUGAUAAUGCUCAUCAAGAGUAUUCAAAUUCAAUUGUUGUUGCUCAAGCCACUUCAAAUCAAAUGUCAAAGCGUGAUCUCUUAAGACCUUAUAUGGAUAUUAUUGACCGAAUGGUUGCUCAAAUGCUACGGGAUGACCCAUCUUUUAAGCCUUCUGGUGGCAGAUUAGGCGAAAAUGAUAUGGACUAUGAUACAGAUGAUAAAACAAUGGCCACUCUCCGACGUCAGCUUAGGAUGGCCCAUGAGGAGUAUUAUCGGUGUAAAAGUGAAUAUAUGACUUAUGUCAUGGAAGCUCUCGAUCUAGAGGACACUAUUAAAAAUUAUGAACAUCGUGAUGCAAAUGGAUGGAAAUAUGUAUCGAGUUUUAGGGAGAGUCGGUCAGGCACACUGGGAUCCCUUUUGGACACUAUGGAGUUCAUUUGGCGUUGUAUACUGAGAAAGCAGCUUCAAAAAGCACUGGCUGUUAUUCUCGGCUGCAUGUCAGCUGCUAUACUGUUGGCUGAAGCUACUUUGCUGCCAGGUGGUGUUGAUUUAUCACUUUUUUCCAUUCUUGUAAAAUCCGUCGGAAAGCAGGAGGUUCUAGUCCAGGUUGCUGCAUUUGUCCCUUUGAUGUAUAUGUGUAUAUGCACAUACUAUUCGCUAUUUCAGAUUGGGAUGUUAAUGUUUUAUUCUCUGACUCCACGGCAAACAAGUUCUGUCAGUUUGCUUAUGAUCUGUUCGAUGGUUGCAAGAUAUGCACCUCCCAUUUCUUAUAAUUUCCUGAAUCUCAUUCGCCUUGGUGGUAAUGUUAAAACUACUUUUGAGAAGAGAAUGGGGAACAUAGAUGAUGCAGUUCCUUUCUUUGGAAGACGCUUCAACAGGAUCUACCCACUAAUUAUGGUUGUUUAUACACUACUUGUUGCUAGUAACUUCUUUGGACGUGUGAUUGACUAUUUUGGAAGCUGGAAAAUGUUUAAGUUCCAGCGUGAAGAAGAACAUAUGGAUGGUUUUGAUCCGUCUGGAAUUAUUAUUCUGCAAAAAGAGAGAUCUUGGAUUGAGCAAGGAUAUAAAGUUGGCGAGCAGGUUAUUCCAUUGGCAAGAUUCAAUGGCGCGAUUACAGAUGUUGAAUCUGGAAAGAUUGAAGAUACAGUGGAGAUGAAAGCCGGGACAACUUCUUCGAGAGUUGAUGGAAGAGCCGGUCAAUCAAAAUAUAUUCACAACAGGGAAAUGAUUUCCACCAAGUAUUCAUCUGUUAGAGAUCAGAGUCGGCAGGCAACAAAGCCAGUGAAAAAGGAAACAGUGUCAGCAUCUGUAUCUCUGCUUGGAGAAGGGAAUCCUGAAAAUCGCUCGGCUGCUGGAAUCUCCCAAACAUGGGCUUCAAUGAAGAAUGGUUUUCAGAACUUCAAAGCGAAUAUGGGUGCCAAGAAGUUCACUCCUUUGCGCCAGGAUCCAGGAUUUGCUCCUCAUUCGAACGCCUCCUCGCCCGAAUCUCUCGAUGACAUCUUCCAAAGGAUAAAACAGCGCCCUGCAGAAUCACCCGUAGAUUACCUUGACGAUGACGACGACGAUGACAAUACCGGAGACAUGGAUCCUCCGUUUGCAGGAUCGAGAAGAUAGGCCGUGUUUUCCCCCUUAGAAGUUAGAACAUUGAACUCUGGGAAUCAAAAGGAUUUGGUAGCAUUAGAUGCAGAAUAGAAGAUACAGGAUGUAUAGAUCAGAUGAUGGUUUUGGUGUGCUUCGAGGAAGCUCAGAGACGCCCUUGCCCAUCUGGAAAGGUGCAGACGUGAAUGAAAGCACGUGACAUGAUGACACAGGCCCUGCAGAAAGGACAGCGGAUUCUCCCCAACAAGAGAUCAUGGGAGCGUGACCGUAUCACACUUUUCUGCUUUACACACAUUGCGGGAGUAGGCACUGCUGACGUGUUAUUUUACUUGUUAUUAAAUGUUGAAAUCUGUAUUGAACAUAAACGAAUUCAUACUCGAAGCUGACGAGUGUAGGCUGUAAAGUUGGUAUGCAUUAUGUGAUGUGCGUUGAAAACAUGCGGCCGAUACUAAAUGGAAAAAAAAUUGAAGGUCA
This is a messenger RNA of Triticum dicoccoides, 2732 nucleotides long. Its product is annotated as LMBR1 domain-containing protein 2 homolog A-like. Bases 99 to 2273 code for a protein of 724 amino acids. Lineage: Eukaryota; Viridiplantae; Streptophyta; Magnoliopsida; Poales; Poaceae. The record is from RefSeq and is a predicted model, not a curated record. Gene Ontology annotation, cellular component: membrane. The transcript has 14 exons.